Cryphonectria parasitica EP155 is the source of this 816-nucleotide messenger RNA. RefSeq names its product family 12 carbohydrate esterase. Gene Ontology annotation, molecular function: hydrolase activity. The coding region runs from base 1 to 816 and encodes 271 amino acids. The transcript is spliced from 3 exons. The record is from RefSeq and is a predicted model, not a curated record. Lineage: Eukaryota; Fungi; Ascomycota; Sordariomycetes; Diaporthales; Cryphonectriaceae.
AUGAGCAGCCAUGUAACCCGCAGGACAUACAACACCACGAAGCCACCUGCCUUCUACCUUGCCGGCGACUCGAUGACAGCGGUACAAAGCUCCGGCGGUGGAGGUUGGGGCGUCGGCUUCCUCUCCUUCCUCCGAAGUCCCGCCACAGGCAUUGACUAUGGUGUGGAUGGAACCACGACGGUGUCUUUUGUAGAGGAUGGAGCCUGGGCAGAGGUGAUUGGGUCGGUCAACGCGACCAAGGCUGACUACAACACUUUUGUUACAAUCAUGUUUGGGGCCAACGACCAAAAGGCAGCGGCCAACGAGACGUUACUUGAAUACCAGGAAAACCUUCAGAACCUCGCUGAAGAGGCCAAGGAAGCAGGGGCCACGCCUAUCCUUGUCACCCCGCUCAGUCGACGAGACUUCACCUCCGAGACCAAUCUGACUCAGAACCUGAUCGACCAGCGGACAUACACCAUCUACGCAGCUCAAAAUACCUCAACCUGGUGGAUCGACUUGAACAAGGCCAGCACCGAGUACCUCUUGGCCAUCGGCAAUGCAUCUGCCCAGACGUAUGACCUGUCUUGCACCGACGAGACGCACCUGAACACGUGGGGUAGCGUGGUCUUUGGGCGGAUGGUUGCGGAUCUGCUCCUGGGCCAUGUGCCCGAGGUUGGUGUCCAGGAAGCCUUGACAAUAGCACCACCUGCGCAUGAUCAUGAAGGAGAAAAAGAAGAUGGUGGUCUGGCGGAAUGGUUUAUCUCGAACAAGACACUGAGUGAGGAUAUCUGGGCUGGUGUCUUUGCACAAGGUGGAUCGUGCCCAUUGGAAUAA